Molecule: messenger RNA, 5048 nt
Organism: Alligator mississippiensis (American alligator)
Lineage: Eukaryota; Metazoa; Chordata; Crocodylia; Alligatoridae
Gene: SLC7A9
Product: solute carrier family 7 member 9
Exons: 13
Coding region: 156-1634 (492 amino acids)
Biological process (GO): amino acid transmembrane transport
Cellular component (GO): membrane
Molecular function (GO): L-amino acid transmembrane transporter activity
Source: RefSeq, a predicted model, not a curated record
UCUUUGAAUAAUCAGGAUUGAAACACAGACAUUUCCAGCUGACUAACUUUUGAUAAAUCUAACUGGAGGGGUGAAGAAACACACUAGUCCAAAAGCUGUGAGACCAGAUUUAUGACAUACGAAUAGAAAUAAGAUUCCAACAUUAGAUCAACCAAAUGGAUGAAGAAAAUUUAAGGAAAAGAACAGGAGAAGCUAAUGGAGGAGAUGAACUAUCACUUCAGACGAGUAAACCCAAAACUACAAAUCUACAGCAAGAGGUGGGUCUGAUCAGUGGAAUCUGUAUGAUCGUUGGUACAAUUAUUGGCUCAGGAAUCUUCAUUUCUCCUAAAUCAGUACUUGCCAAUGUUGCAGCUGUGGGGCCUUGUUUAAUCAUCUGGGCAGCAUGUGGAAUUCUUGCUACUUUAGGUGCACUGUGUUUCGCGGAGCUUGGCACAACAAUUACAAAAUCAGGGGGAGAAUACCCUUACCUUAUGGAGGCUUUUGGUCCAAUUCCAGCAUAUUUGUUUUCCUGGACAAGUUUACUGGUCAUAAAACCCAGUUCGUUUGCUAUCAUUUGUCUCAGCUUUGCGGAAUAUGCUUCAGCUCCUUUUUAUCCAGGUUGUGAUCCACCUGUAGUUGUCAUCAAGUGUCUUGCAGCCUCUGCCAUUGUGGUUAUUACAGCUGUGAAUUCACUGAGCGUGAAGUUGGGAAGCUACGUCCAGAAUUUUUUCACUGCUGCUAAAAUGAUCAUUGUUUUAAUUAUUAUUGUAAGUGGGAUCGUUCUCCUUGCACAAGGAAAAACUGAAAAUUUUAAAAAUUCUUUCAAGGAUGCUAAACUUUCCACUGGUUCCAUCAGUCUGGCAUUUUAUAAUGGACUCUGGGCAUACGAUGGAUGGAAUCAGCUAAAUUACAUUACAGAGGAACUUAAAAAUCCUUACAGAAAUCUACCGCUAUCUAUAAUCAUUGGAAUUCCUCUGGUUUCAGUUUGCUACGUUCUGAUUAAUAUUUCAUAUUUUACCAUAAUGACUUCAACAGAACUUCUACAGUCACAGGCAGUUGCAGUGACAUUUGGGGAUCGAGUCCUUUAUCCAGCUGCUUGGAUAGUUCCUCUCUUCGUGGCCUUUUCUACAAUUGGAGCUGCCAACGGGACCUGUUUUACUGCUGGCAGACUUGUUUACGUGGCAGGCCGUGAAGGGCACAUGUUAAAGGUGCUGUCUUACAUUAGUGUUAAACGUUUAACCCCAGCACCUGCUAUCAUAUUUUAUGGAGCAAUUGCUAUUAUUUAUACCAUCCCUGGAAACAUUGAAACACUCAUUAACUACUUCAGUUUUGCUGUCUGGAUAUUUUAUGGUUUAACUCUGCUGGGACUCAUUGUUAUGAGGUUUACAAGAAAAGAGCUCAAGAGACCAAUCACAGUACCUAUCGUCAUUCCUGUCUUUGUGACACUGAGCUCAAUUUUCCUAGUUCUGGCUCCAAUCAUUAGUCAACCCGAAUUGCCAUACCUGUACUGUGCAUUAUUUAUGCUUGGUGGACUUAUAUUUUAUUUCCUUUUUGUUCAUUUUAAAUUCAACUGGGCACAAAGAAUAUCAAAGCCCACCACCAUGUACCUUCAGAUGCUUCUGGAAGUUGUACCAGCCGAGGAAAUUACGGAAUAAAGCAGACUGGAUUUCUCGUAAUCCUUUUCUAAGCACUAUAGUUUGACAUACAAUGUUCAUAUUUGCUGAAUUUAGACUUUCAUUGUGAUAUGCAGCUUUAUUUUUACAACUGUUAUAAUUUAUAAACUAUAUUUACAGUAUCUUAGAAGACAUUUGAGAAUAAAGAUUUUUUGACCUGGAGAUCAACCUAAAUGUUUACAUUGUUCCUACUGCUAGCCUAUGCUGCCAUUAUGGUAAUCGAAGUUUUGCAUUUGUUAAAGCUACUCACUCAAUGAACAGGAAGCUUCAACUGUAGAAACAGUGAAUCAAGGAAAAUUUACUUGUAAAAGGAACAUCUCAGAAUCUGGUCUCUUGUUAUCCUGCUGGAAGGAUAAUGGCUAAUAUUUAUACCAUCAGCCACCAAAACACACAGAGGUGCGAGAAUGCGAGUGUGUGUGUGCUAAUUUAGUCUUCAACUUCCCAGGUACGUCACAAAACAGGAACUUUCCAAAUAAAAAGAGAAGAAACUAGGUAAGGGUACAAGGGAUAAGGACUUCUUGAUGGAAGAGGGGAAGAAAACUUACCAGUGAGUAGGUCCAUUUGUUGAACAUGCCCCUUCCUUUCAAUCUACCAGAAGCCAAGAGUGGUGAGCAGACAUAGCAGAAAUAUUAUCUGCAGGUGGGUUUUCCAGAGAUGUCAUUUGGACUAAUCUACCUCUGUGGUUGCCUCCACAGUCCCCUUUGGUAGUUGCUAAUAAUAAUACAAGAGGACGGUUAUGUGGCAGCCUUAUAGAUACUCAAAUUGAGUGGCUCUGACUUUCCUGCCCAAGAAAAAGAUAACUCCCUUUCAGAAUUUCCUUUCUUUUACAAUAGGAAGAUAUAGUGCCUACUAAAUCAGAUCUGCAUACAUUUGCAGACAACUGCAAAUAACUUUUCUUCAAAACAUGUCAACAAGCUUAGUAUUUUGGAAAUGAAGAGCCCUAUGCAAAUAAAGCUUAAUUGUUCUCUUUACCUAUGCAUACCGAAGCCUCAUCCGCUUGAAUUUAGAAGGUGAGGAGAACCAUUUAUGUUGAAAUCCAGGAGCACCUUCAGAAGGAUCUUUGGAGGCAAAGGAAAAAAAAGGUUUAAGAAUGGAAGAGAGGGUUACAUAAAUAAACUGAUCCUGCCAUAUGAUUACUUGAGGUGAUCACAACCAGCAGAGUUAAUAUAGAGCCAAGAAAAUAGGAAGGGAAAGCUGUGGAAACUCUGAGGGACCCAUGGAAGUUCCCAUUUAGAGCUAUUAUCCUUCCCAUCAGGUCCUUUUAGAGAAGGAACUCCAAUGUGGUAAUAAAUUUAGAUUCUAGGCCCAAAAAACAAAGACCUAUACAGAGGGUGCUAGACUUGUCUGGGGCCCUCGGCUGGAUCUGGACAGCAUUGAAGGACGCACUGAAUCCAGUUUGGGGCAUAGGGAUGGCUGCUAUGACAAGAAGCAAUGACAGGUCCAAGUGAGCAGUAACAGUGAAAGGGCAGCGACAGCAAGCCAAGCUUGCUGCCGAGGGCCCCAGCCAGAAGAAAGCCUUCCUAAUCCCAUGAUCCAUUAGAAUCAGGAGCGGUAACUGAGGAAUUUAGUAUUCUGCAUGGUUGUGAACCACUCCCUUGAGCAAGUGCUACAAAAGCAGCAAUGCAAAAGGAAUAUAUCUAGAUGUAAAUUUAAUUUCUUUGGAUAUAAGACUCAGCUUUAAAGUUAACAGCUCAGGAAAGCCAAGUAACUGGCUAUUUAAGAGCAGAAAGCUUGUUUUCCCCCUCAGAAACUGAGGUCUAAGGGAGCCCCUCCAACAGCUGAAAUAAGCUACUGCUGAACAGACCAGGAAAAAUGGCCCACAUUCUACUUUUACAUGUUCAUAUAGCUAUCUAUAGAGAUAUGCGCAUCUCUAGGUAGCUCUCUAAAUAUCUAGAGAUACACAUAUCUUUAUAGAUAUCUAUAUAAACUUGUAAAAGUAGAAUGUGGGCCACAGGUUGGGGUCACAAUAAGAAGCAGUAUUUAGAGACAGAGAAAACAUCAAGAAGUCUUCAUACUGACAUAUAUUAAGAACUAUGAAAACAUGAUAUGCUAAUAUUAAUAUGGGAAACUCCCACAUACACACCUUGAAAAAAAGACAGUAAGUAGGCAGCUAAAUUCUUCAAUGCCCUUGGCAUUAAUCUCUUAUUACUAAGCUCCCCAAUUUUCCACCACGUAUAGCCCACAAAAUCUCCAGUCAUCCUCAGCAAACACUUGGCCUUAACUCAAAUAUGCAAAUUUUGAAUUUGUCAUUUUUACAUAAAACACAAAUAUACAAAGACUAUCAAAUCAACCUUUCAUAGUUUUCUCAACAUUGGAGAAAAAAUCUGAGUUGCAAGUCAUAUUUUACCCUCUUGCUCAAACCCACAGAAGAGGAGACUAAAAGAAAAGAAUCAGGAGCUUAAGGAAAGUCUUUGGAGCCUAAGAAUCUAAGUAAAAUAACAGAGCUCCUUAUUUGAACCUGUGAGCUGUUCAGACCGGGGAUGGUCUAUAAGGAUAAAAUACUCUAAAAUGUACUCUUAAAAAAAAAAAAAAAUGUCAAUUUAAAUGAAAACAGAUUUUUAUGAAGAUAUUUUAGUAUUUUAUUGGUACUUCAAGACAAAAAAUCUCAAUGCAAGAUAUACAUCUCUUAAAAGUACACAUCUAUUUUAAGAUUUAUGUCUAUACAGCUGUCAUAGUUGUAUUAAGCUAAACUAUGAUGAAGCCCCUAGAUGUAGAUAUAGCUGUAGCAGCACCAAUUUGUUUUUAUAGUCGUCUCUAUAGUAAGAGCACUUUGCCAGCAUCUUACACUGUUAAAGUGCUCUCUGGGUAGGAAUGGCCUCAAAAAAUAACAUUAUCUUGGAAAGCUGAAAAUAAGUCUUUCCUCGCACACCGGCCUUUUAGUGAGAGACACUGAUUUCUUCCUCCUAAAUGCUUAUAAACAGAAAUCACUAUGCAUCAACAUCAAAAGAUAUGUUUUUCUAGUUUGCACUACUGUUCCAGAGUAACUAACCAUCUUUUAUGAGGGUUCUACAAAAGUAACAUUUCUCAUCAAAUACCUUAAACCCAGGUGACUAGCAAGAAACUCCAAAUUGCCCUCUUUGUAAGCUAAAUUACAUUUCAUGUUGAAACUAAAUUACUAUCCUACUUUGUUUAGCCUUCCAAAAACAGCAUUGCUUACUUGGCAACAUCUCUGGAGAUUUGCUAUAGAUACAGAUUUCUUUCUUCCUAAGACAAAGCAGACUAAAGAAGGAACACAAAUGGUUAUUUCAUCACAGUUUAACGGAAAACUACAGUAUUUAAACAUUCGCUUUUCUUUAUGGCUUAUAAUGAAUCUUGUCCCAUGCUAAUCAUUACAUUUACAUUCUGUUAACAACUCUUUCUUCCAUUUUAUGAAUAAAUAAAUUGUUUGAAAUUGAA